Molecule: messenger RNA, 929 nt
Organism: Aspergillus neoniger CBS 115656
Lineage: Eukaryota; Fungi; Ascomycota; Eurotiomycetes; Eurotiales; Aspergillaceae
Gene: sidH
Product: enoyl-CoA hydratase/isomerase family protein
Exons: 2
Coding region: 9-827 (272 amino acids)
Biological process (GO): fatty acid beta-oxidation
Cellular component (GO): mitochondrion
Molecular function (GO): enoyl-CoA hydratase activity
Source: RefSeq, a predicted model, not a curated record
CCUCGACCAUGUCACUCCGAUCGCAUCCCAUACAGCAUCCAAAUUUCCAUGUCUCGUUUCCUCACGAGCGUGUGGUCCAGGUGACCUUAGAUCGCCCUAAAAAGCUCAAUUCUCUUGAUCUGGGUACAAGUCGGGAGAUCCAAAAAGUCUGGGAGCUGUUCGACCAGGAUGAGAGCUUGUGGGUGGGUAUUAUUACUGGUACAGGGAGAGCCUUUUGCACUGGCGCGGAUUUACAAGAGUGGAAUGCAAUGAACGAAGCUGGAGUUGUCAACGACAUGUCCCCGCCCGGACUAGCAGGCCUGCCCCGACGAAGCGGCAAGAAACCCAUCAUCGCAGCGGUCAAUGGUAUUUGCAUGGGCGGCGGGUUUGAAAUGGUAGCAAAUUGCGACAUUGUAAUCGCCUCGGUGUCUGCCAUCUUUGCGCUGCCGGAAGUCAAGCGAGGAAUUGUGCCUGUGGCCGGCUGCCUGCCACGCCUGACCCGGACAUUGGGGUUGCAGCGCACGAUGGACCUUGCCUUGACUGGCCGCAGCGUGGACGCAAGGACUCUCUACGAUUGGGGGCUGGUGACUCGGUUGGUGGAUAUUGGUGACGAUGUUGCACAGGCAGCUCUUCAAAUCGCCCGCGUCAUGUGCAAUAACAGUCCAGACGCGCUCAUUGUUGGCCGAGAGGGUAUCCGGUUGAGUUGGGAGACCGGUAGCGUGGAGGAUGCGGUGUCGAUGCUGGCGGAACACUCGUACCCGCGCCUGGUGGAGGGAGCUAAUUUUGCCGAAGGUAUUCGAGCGUUUGUAGAGAAACGGUCGCCACAAUGGAUCAACUCUAAGUUGUGAGACCGAAGAGGGGGCUUUCACGUACGGUCUGCGGAUUACUCCGCAAUCAGAUAGCCAUCCGGCGUUGUGUGCCUGUUCGGCAAGGGGCGUCCGGAUCAUCUG